Molecule: messenger RNA, 1561 nt
Organism: Patella vulgata (common limpet)
Lineage: Eukaryota; Metazoa; Mollusca; Gastropoda; Patellidae
Product: transcription factor Jun
Exons: 1
Coding region: 215-1132 (305 amino acids)
Biological process (GO): regulation of cell population proliferation; regulation of transcription by RNA polymerase II; regulation of cell cycle
Cellular component (GO): transcription regulator complex
Molecular function (GO): DNA-binding transcription factor activity, RNA polymerase II-specific; RNA polymerase II cis-regulatory region sequence-specific DNA binding; transcription factor binding
Source: RefSeq, a predicted model, not a curated record
CGUUCGCUAGUAGUUUACAAUAUAACCACGUUAAACAUAAGAGAGAAGACAUCUAUCUCGAUUUCAAAUAAUAUAUAUGUUGUGUUUGAGAAAACCACUUUACUGGUGAGUCAGACUCAAUCAGAGACGAACAUACCUGUAAACAGAGAUCCGAGCGUGUCAGUUUAAUAUUUUGUUGUGACACUAACAGUUCACCCUUUGAACAUUUACGAAGAUGGAUACUACUUUUUAUCACGAGGAAAAUCCCUGUAUCGGCCGGGAAGGACUUAAAAGAAAGGUACCAUUUUACAAGAAAAAUGGACCACCGGCAGCACCGGCAUCUGUUCAAAAAUUGAAAGAAAGCAUGUCUUUAGAUUUUAAUUCUUCAUCGGAUAAUACCAAAAGGACCAAAUUCACAAAUUUACUUCAGUCGCCAGAUUUAAAUAUGUUGAAAUUGGCUUCGCCCGAAUUGGAGAAAAUGAUAAUUCAAGCUAACGGAAUGGUAACAACUACACCAACUCCGACACAGUUUAUUUUCCCAAAAUUUGUGACAGAAGAACAAGAAGCCUAUGCUAGAGGGUUUGUCGUUGCUUUGGAAGAAUUACAUGGCGACGAAGACGUUAACUCAAAAUCUCCGCCACUUAGUGCGCCAUUUUCAACUGCCAGUCAACAUUCUCUCAGUCUUAGCAGUUCCGUACCAAUUACUUCACAAGUUUUUACUACCACCACAUCGUUACCCGGAGGUCUCGUCAACCUCAGUACCUCAACACAUAAUAAAUCUCACGAUAACCGAAGAUCAUCUUCUAGUCCACUUUUAUUAACCAAGUUUAAAGAGGAACCACAAACAGUGCCAUGUUUUUCUGGAAUCAGUUCAAAUCCGCCCAUGUCACCCAUAGACAUGGAAAAUCAAGAACGUAUAAAAAUAGACAGAAAGCGCGCAAGGAACCGAGUGGCAGCAAGAAAAUGCAGAACACGAAAAUUGGAAAGAAUUAACCGACUUGAAGAUCGUGUUACUUGUUUAAAAGAUCAAAAUGAUGAACUUUCUAAAACUGCCAAUACUUUACGAGAUCAAGUGUGUAAACUAAAAAGACAAAUUAUUGAUCAUGUGAAUGGUGGUUGUCAAAUUAUGAUGACACAAAAUAUUUCAUUCUGACUAAGAGACAUAUAAAUAAAAAUAAACUAUUAGCUAAAUUGUUGGACAUUUAAUAUAAUUUAUGUGAUGAAGUUGAUGGCUUAAUAAUAACAGUGCUAAGAUAUUGUGAUGUUUUGAUACAAAUAUAUAUUAAUCUGUCUUUCUGAAAAUCAUUUGUUGAGCUGUAUUCAGAAUAGUGGGUUACUCCAUUAGAUAUUAUUGAAUAUUGUGUCAAAUUUUUGUUUAUUUAUGUUAUUCAGGCAUUGACAUGAAAAGUUAUUUUUGUACAAAAAAUGUGUACAUAUUCUUUUGUAACACAGACUGAUGCAAAAGGUGCUGUUAUUUUUUAUUUAUUAUGUAAAUAUUUGCAUUUCUACAAGAGUCAUUUUAUAUCAUUAAUAUCAUUCAUUUUAUCAUGAAAUUUAUAAAAUUGUUUUUAUUUGAAAUUUA